AUGGAGCUGCAUGAAAUGUUCCGUUACGGGUACAUGUUUCCGCCGCGGGAAGACGAACCGAUCACCGCCUGCGCGUAUCUGGAGCUGCCGAGCUAUGGGAAGACGGGCAAGACCGUUGGCUUGCCGCCCGUCAGCACCCUUACGGUACCGCAGAGCCUCGUCUACGACGGCAGCAACUGCAGCGACGGUUGGCACACCCCCAGCCCCACUGCCAGUCUGCGAUCUGUCAGCCCGGCCACGACGCUGUCGAUCUCGUCGGAACCGGAAACAGUCAACAGCGCGCCGACGUAUCGGCUGCUGGACACGGUCAGCAGAGACAAGAGGCACGCGAUAACGAAGAGGAAUUCGUCGCUCGGACCAUGUAACGUGGGGAACAAACGGCUGCGUGUUGACCCAAUGGAUCAUCAUCUGAUGGUGACCGGGGAGAUGAUCAAUCUGGACGGCGAGCGCGAGGACGCCGACGAGACGAUCAACUUGGACCUCGACAAGUCGCAGUCCUGCCAUGGCAGCGUCAUCAGCAACUCCAGCGGUGGUCUGUCCGAUCGCACGAUGGACGGCGACAGCGAGGAGGACGCGGAGAUCAGUGACGGUGCGGAUCACGCGGGAGGCGCGCGUCUUGCUUCCGGCGGUCGCGAUUCUCGCAGGAGGGGCAAGUACGUUAACUCCACCAUCGUGAAGAAACGCCGAUUGGCAGCCAACGCGCGCGAGAGGAGGCGGAUGCAGAACCUGAACAAGGCGUUCGACAGGCUGCGCGCCUACCUGCCGUCCCUGGGCAACGAUAGACAGUUAUCGAAAUACGAGACGCUGCAGAUGGCACAAUCCUACAUUACCGCGCUUUACGAUCUGCUGCAGUGA
This is a messenger RNA of Ooceraea biroi (clonal raider ant), 855 nucleotides long. RefSeq names its product atonal (gene ato). Gene Ontology annotation, cellular component: nucleus. Gene Ontology annotation, molecular function: DNA-binding transcription factor activity, RNA polymerase II-specific; E-box binding; protein dimerization activity. Lineage: Eukaryota; Metazoa; Arthropoda; Insecta; Hymenoptera; Formicidae. Gene Ontology annotation, biological process: sensory organ development; axon development; positive regulation of transcription by RNA polymerase II. The record is from RefSeq and is a predicted model, not a curated record.